AUGCCUCGGGGCCAAAAGAGCAAGCUCCGUGCCCGCAAGAAACGCCACGAGGGCCACGGGGAGGAGAGUGGCAGUCCCCCGCGCGCCCCCGAGGCGGCGGCGGCCCCGCGGCCCGGGUCUCCCGGCGCCUCCGCCUCCGCCUCCGCCUCGGGGUCGCCACGGGAGCAGGGCGCCGGGACCCCCGCCGGGUCCCCCGGCCCCAGCGCCCGCAGGGACCCCCUCAGCCGCAAGGCCAGCAUGCUGGUGCAGCUCCUGCUGGAGAAGCACAGCAGCGGGGAGCCCGUCCCGCGGGCCGCGCUGCUGAAGACGGUGGGCAGGAAGUACCGCGAGCACUUCCCCGAGAUCUUCCGGUGCGCCGCCGAGCGCCUGGAGCUGGUCUUCGGCCUGGAGCUCAGGGAGGUCGACGCCCGCAGCCAGUCGUACGCCCUGGUCAGCAAGCUGGGCCUGGCCGCCGCCGCCACCAGCACCCGGGAGCUGCCCAAGACCGGCCUCCUCAUGACGCUCCUGGGCGUCAUCUUCAUGAAGGGCAACCGCGCCGCCGAGGAGGACAUCUGGGAGUUCCUCCACAUGCUGGGCGUCUACGAGGGCAGGUGGCACCUGAUCUUCGGGGAGCCCCGGAAGCUCCUCACCCAAGACCUGGUGCGCCAGGGCUACCUGGAGUACCGCCAGGUGCCGGCCAGCGACCCCCCGCGCCACGAGUUCCUGUGGGGCCCGCGAGCCCGCGCCGAGACCAGCAAGAUGCAGGUGCUGCAGGUCCUGGCCAAGAUCAACGACACCGUGCCCAGCUGCUUCCCCGAGCUGUACGCCGAGGCUCUGCUAGACCAGGAGGAGCGCGCGGGGCCCAGGGCCUCGGCCAGGGGGGCCUCGGCCACGGCCAGGGGGGCCUCGGCCGCCGCUGCCUCGGCCUCGGCCUCGGCCACGGCCAGGGGGGCCUCGGCCGCCGCUGCCUCGGCCUCGGCCUCGGCCUCGGCCACGGCCUGGCCGCCUGCCCUGGAGGCGGCGCUGGGCUUCCUCCGCAUCCAGGGAGGCCCUCGCGGCGGCGGCUGCUCCCCCUCGGGGCUGCAGCGGGGCGGGCGGUCCACCUUCUGA
Messenger RNA from Nyctereutes procyonoides (raccoon dog), 1089 nucleotides. Its product is annotated as melanoma-associated antigen B4-like. Gene Ontology annotation, cellular component: nucleus. Bases 1 to 1089 code for a protein of 362 amino acids. Lineage: Eukaryota; Metazoa; Chordata; Mammalia; Carnivora; Canidae. The record is from RefSeq and is a predicted model, not a curated record. Gene Ontology annotation, biological process: negative regulation of transcription by RNA polymerase II. The transcript is spliced from 2 exons.